CAAGGUCCUAUAGACGCGGAAUUAUAUACAAUGGAUCUGCCGACCAAAAAAUUUGAACAAAAAUGUGUCCAAACUCCGGACCCAUUUAGUAACGAAAACUCUAAAAUAAAUAUCAUAACCGGGAAGGCGUUGCUGUGCAAACCUACUCAAUCAAAAUCAAUUUGCGGAAAAUGUUCUAUACCUCGUGCCAACGAAUAUUCCGUUUUUACUAAGAGCCAUUAAAAUCAAUCAAAAUUCAAACAAUUCUGAAGUAUUCGCAAACAAAAGAAACCCUUCAACUUAUACCUUUAAAUUAACCUACUAUCAAGUUUUAUUACGCAUAGGUCUUUGUGAUGGCAGACCUCAACCUUUUCCGAUCAAUGGGUAUUCAUCCAUUCGAUCAACUAAUACUCCAAUUAAAGAAAAUUAUACUAAUAAGCAAUUUUCGCCCAUGUCUCCUAGUUCUACAAGAAAUGAUCGAGUGAAUACCGAAGAUAAUGGAGAUGAAGAUCCUUCAGAGUCAGAUCUCGACAAUUAUACCCGAAAUCUUAUCAUAAAUAAGGUAUGUGGAAUACCUCCUAUAUACCGGAAAAAUAAUAAAAUAACGGGUAGGGUAGUUCAGACUCGGCCUCAUGAAUACAGAAUCAAAGGUGGAAUGGUAGUCAAACCUAAUUCGUGGCCCUGGCAAGUAGCGGUAUAUAGUCAGAUUAAUAAAUUUCUGUGUGGAGGUACUAUAAUAUAUCCUGGAGUAAUUCUUACGGCAGCUCAUUGUUUCUUAAAUUCGAGAACAAGCAGGGAUUUGAAUGAUCUUAGGGUACGAGCCGGUAAACAUAAUGUUUCGAUUGAAAAGGAAAAGACUCAACAAACCCGAAGAGUCGAUAAAUUCAUUCCUCAUGAAGAUUUUAAAUUUGACGCAAUAGAUUACAAGAAUGAUAUCGCCCUUUUAAUAUUGAGGAAACCAUUAAAAUUCAAUAAAAAUACGAUAAAUAUAUGCCUUAACGAUGGAUUUUACCCCGUGGAUGAAAAAAGGCCAGAUUGCUAUGUCAUCGGUUGGGGUGAGGACAACGUUGUUUUAAAUCAAUUGAAGGUGCCUCUAGUCACACUGAAGGUAUGUAACUCUCGAAAAUAUAUGAACAACAAAAUAGUGAAUGGUAUGCUGUGCGCGGGCUAUGUAGAUGGUGGCAAAGACUCAUGUGCGGGAGAUAGCGGAGGCCCAUUACAAUGUUUUAAUGAAAUGGAUCAAAAGUGGUACAUAACUGGAAUAGUGAGCUGGGGUGAAUCUUGCGCUUUACCUAACAGAUUAGGUGUCUACACCAAUGUUAAAGAAUAUCUGCCCUGGAUUCAGCGCAAAUUAAGGAAUGCCAAUUUGGCUGAGAAUUAUUUUAUUCCAAAAUUAUAA
Messenger RNA from Gordionus sp. m RMFG-2023, 1378 nucleotides. Its product is annotated as coagulation factor IX-like. Lineage: Eukaryota; Metazoa; Nematomorpha; Gordioida; Chordodea; Parachordodidae. Gene Ontology annotation, biological process: proteolysis. The record is from RefSeq and is a predicted model, not a curated record. Gene Ontology annotation, molecular function: serine-type endopeptidase activity. Bases 431 to 1378 code for a protein of 315 amino acids. The transcript has 8 exons.